Molecule: messenger RNA, 1370 nt
Organism: Ipomoea triloba (trilobed morning glory)
Lineage: Eukaryota; Viridiplantae; Streptophyta; Magnoliopsida; Solanales; Convolvulaceae
Product: peroxisomal membrane protein 11A-like
Exons: 3
Coding region: 80-868 (262 amino acids)
Biological process (GO): peroxisome fission; regulation of peroxisome size
Cellular component (GO): peroxisomal membrane
Source: RefSeq, a predicted model, not a curated record
GCUGAGAAGUCCAAAAAUUGUCACUGCAAAUGGAAAGGCCAUUUCCAUUUUCCACAUCGAUCAAGAAAACUCCAUCACCAUGGACCCCAAAUCUUCACCUCUCUCCGCUCCUCCGCUAAACCCAGAGGCUCCAAUUGUCCCGUCGACUUCGAUUCCCAAGAACCGGGAUUUCCUCAUCCACCUCGAAGCCUACCUAGCCAAACGCGAUGGUGUCGACAAACUGCUCAAAAUCUCCCGCUAUGCCACCAAGUUCAUCCUCGCAUCUUCCGUCCUCCCUUCCAAUCUUCCCCUCACCGACCGCCUUAAAUCUUUCGAAUCCAGCGUCGGGGUCAGCCGCAAAGCCUUCCGCCUUGGGAAGUUCUUGCAAGACGUCAACGCCUUCCGUGGCCUGUCCUUCACUUCCCCCGCGCAUUUUUUCCUCGCCCUCAUCGCCUACGGCGGCGAGGGGCUAUACUAUUUCGUCGAACAGUUUGUUUGGCUGGGCAAAGCGGGCCUCAUCGACAAGAAACAUUUGAGUCAAUUGCAGAGAAUUAGUGCCUGGUGUGAGCUGAUCGGGUACAUAGGCAGUGUGAGCUUGAAGGUGAAGGAGCUACAGAGGAUUUCUGAGGACGAGGCAGGUGUGGUUUCAAAUAUCGAGACAGCGGCAGUUGGUGGUCUUGCGCGUCUAGCGGAUGGGGAGAAGCUAAGAAAAUUGAGAGAGAAGAAGGUGUUGAAGAGGCUUUCGAUUGCGCAAGAUUUAGCCGAUGCUUUAAUGGCUGUUGCUGAUAUUCGAGAUGGCAAGGGAUUGCUUUCUGGGAAGCUUCUAUUGUCCUCCGCCGGGCUUCUCUCGGCUCUCAUCAGUACUCACAAGAAUUGGGUGUCCUGCUGAUAAAUUCUUAUUGAUCUACUACGUUUAGGGCUGUUAUCUAAGAAACUUGUUUAAACUGAUGCUGAGUUGGUGUAGAGCAUAUGGCAAGCAAGUGAGGUCUGGUUUUUUUGGAUCAUGUAAGAACACAGCAAAUUCUUAUACACAAGUGAAGAAAACCAAGAAUAUUAUGAAGAUGCUGCAGCCUAUAUUGUGGCUGUUGAAGUCAGCCUAUACAUUGUGCCUUCAUUUCUUCCACACAAUUUCUAACAUGCAGGACAAAUGUGGUUUGCUGAACUUGAAAAUGCCACUGAAGCAACUAUACAUGGGAGCAGAUUAAAUUACAUAUUAGUCAUAUUUAAAUAAAUACUACUCGAAUGUGACAAAAUUUUAAAAAAAUAAUAUAAUUAAAUGUAUUUUAGUGUAAAUCACGAGGUGUUUUGGGUUUAUCUUUGUCCGAUUUAUUGUUUGAGCAGGUUAUCUUUAGGAUUAUUCCCAUGAAGAAGUUCAUUUUCUGCUUGAGCUA